AAGCGUCACGAAAGCGUGGUUAAAACACUGAGUCGAAUUAGGUUAGGUGAAGAUCAACAACGAACGGGUGCACGCGCAAUUCUCCAAUCGACGAAUUGCUGAAAGGAUAGUGACACAGAAAGUAUACAAAGUAAAUUUCCUAAUGUCUGGCCAAGACUUAGUGUCGGACCAAGGACUAAGAGUCGAUGGGCGACGAGCAAACGAGCUGAGACAAAUUCGGGUUCGCAUGGGUGUCUUCGGGCAGUCGGAUGGGAGUGCUUACCUAGAACAGGGCAACACAAAAGUUUUGGCUGCAGUGUACGGGCCUCAUCAGCCAAGAGGAGGGGGUCGUGGUGGGAACAGAAGUGGUACGGGAAUUAUAAAUUGCCAGUACAGUAUGGCGGUGUUCAGUUUUAGUGCCGGCGAGCGCAAGAAACGACCACGCGGUGAUCGCAAGACCCAAGAAACCUCCCUGCAGCUACGCAGGGCUAUCGAAGCGAUCGUACAAGUAGAACUGUACCCUCGCUCUCAAAUUGACGUAUUCGUCGAAGUGCUUCAGUCCGACGGCAGUGAUUAUUGCGCAGCAGUAAACGCAGCGACACUCGCUCUGAUCGACGCCGGGAUCCCCAUUAAGGAUUACUCUGUAGGAUGCACAGCAACAAUAGCCAGCAUGGGAGCUUCGGAAGAAACUGACAGCAAGGAUGAGACAGGACCUGGGACAGGAAUAGUUGAUGCAAAUCAUAUGGAAGAAUGUACGGGAGCGACGACAUUGACUGUGGUUGCUUUACCAGGAGCCCCUGGCUCAAAUUAUGGGUCAGAUGCUGACAAUUCUGGUUUAGUAGUCGUUGCGCAGGGAACUGGUGCACGACUCCAUCUCUCCAGGCUCGAAGGGCUCAGGCAACGGGCAUUGCAGGGCUGCCGGGAUACAAGGGUGAUUCUUGAUCAAGCAGUUAGAUUCCAUUUGACGACACAUGAUCCUCAUUUUAUUUAGUACUUUUUUUAAUUGAUCCCCAAUUUCUUACACACACACACGCGCGCACAUCAUCAGCUAUGCAUAAUGAAACAAACGAAGCAGAAUUCGAAAUGGAUCAUAAUUUAUUGUA
This is a messenger RNA of Diprion similis, 1082 nucleotides long. It is a transcript of the gene Ski6, whose product is annotated as exosome complex component RRP41. The transcript has 3 exons. The record is from RefSeq and is a predicted model, not a curated record. The coding region runs from base 143 to 970 and encodes 275 amino acids. NCBI's taxonomy places the organism in Eukaryota, Metazoa, Arthropoda, Insecta, Hymenoptera, Diprionidae. Gene Ontology annotation, cellular component: cytoplasmic exosome (RNase complex); nucleolus; nuclear exosome (RNase complex). Gene Ontology annotation, biological process: poly(A)-dependent snoRNA 3'-end processing; nuclear mRNA surveillance; rRNA catabolic process.